AUGAAGUUUUUUGCAAAAUUAAUUAUAUUAAGUGUUGUUGCUAGUGCAGUAUUUUGCAAUUUUGGCAUAGAUAUAGCCACCUUAUUUAACAAUUAUUAAUGUUUUGUUGAUAAUGGUUAUGAUUUAGCUAUCAUUAGAGCAUAUCGCUCUCUUGGUUUAGUAGAUGCAAAUGCUAAUACUAAUCUGCUCAAUGCCAGAGCUGCUGGAAUGGACACAGAUGUUUAUAUGUUCCCUUGUAUUAAUGACUCUAAAAUUACUGCUGAAUAGCAAGUUGAUGACAUGAUCAAUAACCUUUCCUUGAUCUCUAGCGAAGAUGAAGGAGAUGCUUAUGAUACAAUUUGGGUUGAUGUUGAGACAAAUCCUUCAACUACCUGCUCAUGGAAUAACAUCUCUUCAGUUUAAGAUAGAUGCAACUAUUUACAAAGAAUUGUAAAUUAGAUUUUAUAUAGAGGAAAGAAAGUAGGUAUUUAUGCCUCUCAUUAUAUGUGGGUAUAAAUUUUUGGUGAUGAUAAAAAUUGUUAAAAUUUCAACUAAUUGCCUCUUUGGUAUGCAAGAUACAACAAUGUUACAAGUACAUCUGACUAUUCUUAAUAUCCAUUUGGUGGUUGGACUUCAGCUUAUGCCAAGCAGUAUGCUGGUUCAGUUAGUUUAUGCAAUGUUACUGUAGAUUUAGACUACUAUAAUUGA
Molecule: messenger RNA, 687 nt
Organism: Tetrahymena thermophila SB210
Lineage: Eukaryota; Ciliophora; Oligohymenophorea; Hymenostomatida; Tetrahymenidae
Product: glycosyl hydrolase family 25 protein
Exons: 2
Biological process (GO): signal transduction; peptidoglycan catabolic process; cell wall macromolecule catabolic process
Molecular function (GO): lysozyme activity
Source: RefSeq, a predicted model, not a curated record